AUGCCGCUACCCCAUCCACCAAAGAACGCACGAUAUGCGGUAUCCAUCAUCACCCUAGAGAUCCCUCUCGACACGCCAAUAACCCAAGAUUCCCCGACACCAUACACCUACGCGGAAGGCGGGACCACGAAACCCAUUCUCACUACAGACACUGUCCUCGUCACUAUCUACUACCCGUCUCAGCUUGCGAAGGAACACAAUCAUGGUCAAGCACUCGACUGGCUCGAAGCACCCAAACUACGCUCCAUCGGCGGUCUAUUGAAAUAUGCAGGCAUUCCGAAGUAUCUCGCUGUGCCCAUCAUCUUGCCUGCAUACAGCGUCGUUUCGCAGAAGCUUCCUGUUGUGGUUGAUGCUCCUUUAGCCUCGGAAGGACUCGAGGGCGGAUUCCCAGUAGCAGUAUUCAGCCAUGGUAUGGGAGGUACACGCACAACGUACUCUGCGUAUUGCACUUCGCUCGCAGGUUCCGGCAUCGUGGUUGCUGCAGUGGAGCAUAGAGAUGGAUCUUCAGCUUCAACGACCAUCCACCAUCCUCUUGACAAGGACAACCACACCGGUGGUGGAGGCCUGCUCCGAUGGUUUACAGGCAGGUCGAAUGGUGUGGAGAACAAGAUCUACGUGCGACCCACCGAAGUCGAUGGUAAACCUGAACCACUCGAUUUCCGUCGAGCCCAAGUCGAGUUCCGUCGCAAAGAAGUUCUCGCUGCUCUCAAUAUCCUCACCGACGUCAGCGCUGGUAAGGGCUCAACGCUUGUCAAUUCUUGCACUCGAACAACACGCAAUGAUGCAAAAACACGCGACCAUCGUUCUACCAUCCUUGCUGGGUUCAGCGACAAGCUUAAGAUGUCAGACCCCUGGCUCAUCGGUCACAGCUUCGGCGGUUCCACCGCGAUACAAACUCUUCGUCAAUCUGAUUGUCCCUUCGGCCAAGCCCUUGUGCUCGAUCCAUGGGUCGAGCCCGUUCUCAUCACCGGCGCGAAUGUAGUUCCUGUUAGCAAACCACUUUACACGAUCAAUAGCGAAGAUUUCACACAAUGGAAAUCGCACAUGGACGACGUCACCACCAUCUGUCGCGAAUCGAAAGCUAGUACUGGAGGUAAAGGAUGGCUGCUUACCCUCGGAGCUGAGGGAACGGAGAAGUCGGAUGCUGCUGCUGCGGCUGCAUCCGCGAGAGUGCGACCACCGAGCAGGCUCGUUAUCGUGCACGACAUGUUCGGUACACUGUUCGGGCUGGGUGCUUGUAUCGAAGCGCUAGUCUCGUUGUUCCCGGACCAGCUGAAGGAAGCGAAAGGAAUGCCGAAGAUUGUACCGGAGUUGGUGGUGAUGGAUUGGUUCCAUGGUACGCAGCGCGAUUUCACGUAUUCGAGCAUCUGCGGACAGUACAAGUCUAUUGCUGAGGUGUUCAAGGGUACUCUGCCUCGAGUCUUGCUUCAAGCUGAAAUUUUGCCGAAGAAGGGCGCUGAUGCAAAUGCAAAGCCACUCGCCCAAGCAGGAUCCUUCGCAGAUGGCGGGGCAGCAGAAGAAGCUCUCAACGAUCCAUUCGACGCCGUAGUCACCGAGACGAUGAUGGGCGCUCUAAAACAGCUUCGGCCGCGACCAGGAAUGGUUGAUGCUCUCACGCGAAUCUACCGUGACCGCGAUGGGAAGGGCCGUCUACCAUCAGGCGUAGACAAAGUUGAUGUAUGGGCUGCCACCAACGGCUCACUUCAACUCGGACGCUCUUCCUUCCUCCGUGCACUAGGCGACACUGACGGAGCAGACAUCGACAGCGAAGCCGCUCGCUCCGGUCGCUCUGCUCAAGACAACGCCAUCGGUUCCGGAAUUGGUCUCUUCAGCUGCGACGAGGUCGGAGUAGCCAAACCUGACCCGAAAGUCUACGCUGAACUUCUGCGUCGAAUCAACGCUGAACCUCUUGACCCCAACUCGGCGAAAAAGGAGUAUCAGGGGAUCUGGUUCGUUGCUUCGCACACAUGGGACACGUUUGCAGCCAAAAAAGCAGGGUUCCGAACCGCCUGGGUUACGUACGAAGAACACUACUCUUGCCCUUCUGUUUACGGUACACCCGAUGUGGUGGGGCGAAAUAUGAAAGAGGUGGCGGAGAAAAUCCUCGCCUUUGAACGAGACCUUGCGUCGAAGAGCGACGGUAAGGCUCUGAAGGGGUGGACAUACAGCAAAGGUGAACAGGUACAGGAGAACAAGGCAAGUCAACAUGUGUCGUUCUCCGAUUUCCCUUUCUUGCUGCCUAACAUGACCAAGUUCGCGGGUUCGCUUUCCUCACAGUCGAUCUUGGAGGUGAACAGUGAGAUCGCGAGGAGGAUGGUGCUGGACGGGAAGAGGGAGGAGUCGGAGGGUGUGUUCAGUGCACUGAAAGGGGAGAAGGAUGGAACGAUCUGGAGGAUUUGGAAGGAGGGUAAGGAAAGACCUGCUAAUCUGGAAGAAAAGAACAUGGGAAGCGAUGGCAACCGCUUAGGAAGGCUUGUUGUCCACGCUCUCUAG
This is a messenger RNA of Ustilago hordei, 2493 nucleotides long. RefSeq lists its product as uncharacterized. The record is from RefSeq and is a predicted model, not a curated record. Gene Ontology annotation, molecular function: 1-alkyl-2-acetylglycerophosphocholine esterase activity. The transcript has a single exon. Bases 1 to 2493 code for a protein of 830 amino acids. Lineage: Eukaryota; Fungi; Basidiomycota; Ustilaginomycetes; Ustilaginales; Ustilaginaceae.